Molecule: messenger RNA, 2806 nt
Organism: Sesamum indicum (sesame)
Lineage: Eukaryota; Viridiplantae; Streptophyta; Magnoliopsida; Lamiales; Pedaliaceae
Product: cationic amino acid transporter 2, vacuolar
Biological process (GO): transmembrane transport; amino acid transport
Cellular component (GO): membrane
Molecular function (GO): amino acid transmembrane transporter activity
Source: RefSeq, a predicted model, not a curated record
UCUCUUUCUUCUAUCCAUUUCUCUCUCUCUCUCUCUCUCUCUCUCUGUCUCUCUCUCUUCUCUCUGUCUCACACACAGUAAUCUUAGCUGAAUCUCUGCAACAGCACCAUCAAGCACCAGGCCCCAAUUUCCCAGAGGCUUUAAUCUGUCAAGAUUUGAUCUUUUUCUGCCUUUGGGAUUUUGCGGAAGAGGGGCUGUUCUGCUUUUUCUAUAAGAGUGAUAUUUUUCAUGUUCAUCACCACCUCCACCGGGGUGACCCCUGUUCAAGAUUUGCUUGCAUAUGUGGAAAUCUGAAUAGUUUGAGUAAAGGAACGUAUAGAUUAAUAAAUUUUCUGUCCGCAAACUUGGGAACUCUGUGGAUAUUUGGCUUGAAAGGUUGAAUCUUAGGACACCCAAUUGAGAAAAUUCUUGUGGGGUUGUCAUGGGAUUCCUUUCUGAUACACAGAAUUAUGGUGGUGGUGUUGGAGGAAAGUGUGCUGUUGGGGCUUUGAGGACUCUUGUGAGGAGGAAACAGGUUGAUUCUGCUCAUACAAAGCCAUCAUCUUCCGGUGGAAGUAGUCAUCAUCAGUUGGCCAAGGCCUUGACGAUACCUCAUCUCAUAGCCAUAGGAGUCGGUUCAACAAUUGGUGCUGGAGUUUACAUUCUUGUUGGUACUGUUGCAAGAGAGCAUUCAGGGCCUGCCCUGACUUUUUCGUUUCUGAUAGCUGGAAUAGCAGCUGCUCUUUCUGCUUUCUGCUAUGCCGAGCUAGCGAGCCGUUGCCCUUCUGCUGGGAGUGCAUAUCAUUAUUCUUACAUAUGUGUCGGAGAAGGUGUUGCUUGGUUGAUUGGGUGGGCAUUGAUAUUGGAAUACACUAUAGGAGGCUCCGCAGUUGCUCGGGGCAUAUCCCCUAAUCUGGCCAUGCUUUUUGGAGGUCCAAGUAGUCUCCCUUCAUUUCUAGCUCGCCAGACCAUCCCUGGGCUUGGAGUUGUGGUUGACCCUUGUGCAGCCAUCUUGGUUUUUGCUGUCACUGGACUUCUAUGUUUUGGAAUCAAGGAGAGUACAUUUGUCCAAGGAAUUGUCACUUCAGCUAAUAUAUGCGCCAUGAUCUUUGUCAUUGUGGCUGGUGGAUAUUUGGGCUUCAAGACUGGAUGGCCUGGUUACGAACUUUCUGCAGGAUAUUUCCCGUUUGGAGCUGAUGGGAUGCUUGCUGGUGCUUCAACUGUUUUCUUUGCAUAUAUAGGAUUUGAUUCAGUUGCUAGUACAGCCGAGGAGGUGAAAAACCCUCAGCGUGAUCUUCCCAUGGGUAUUGGUUUUGCACUGUCCAUAUGUUGCACCCUAUACAUGUUGGUUUCUGCAGUCAUUGUCGGUUUGGUACCUUAUUAUGCUAUGGAUCCGGACACUCCCAUUUCCUCUGCCUUUGCCAGUCAUGGAAUAAAGUGGGCCGCCUACAUAAUAACCGUUGGAGCUUGCACUGCACUUUGUUCAACAUUGAUGGGCUCACUACUUCCACAGCCUCGUAUUCUAAUGGCAAUGGCUAGAGACGGGCUGCUGCCAUCAUUCUUUUCGGAUGUCAAUAAAAGAACUCAAGUUCCAAUAAAGAGCACUCUAGUGACUGGUUUACUUGCAGCAAGCUUGGCAUUCUUCAUGGAUGUGGAACAGUUGUCAGGAAUGGUCAGUGUCGGCACGCUUCUUGCAUUCACAAUGGUGGCUAUUUCGGUGCUGAUAUUGAGAUAUGUUCCACCGGAUGAGGUUCCGGUUCCACCGUCUUUUCAGGAUGCAAUAGAUUCAGUUUCAGCGCGUCACACUAUGAGCAACAGUCCUGGCGAUGUCGAUAUCGAGAACACAAAAGUCUACGCUAUCACGUCAGACAAGAGAGCUCCAGUUUUAGUCAGCAAAGAGACGACUAUUGAAUAUCCUCUUAUAGAGAAAGCAGCUGGACAGUUAAACUUUCUUAUGAGUGAAGGGAACCGACGGAAGAUUGCUGGCUGGUCAAUCACGGUUACGUGUAUUGGCGUUUUUGUUCUAACUUCUGCUGCUUCAAGUUUGAGUCUCUACAGCCCUCUUCGGUAUACACUUGCUGGAGUUGGAGGUGUUCUCCUUUUGUCGGGUCUGGUAUCGCUCACCUGGAUAGAUCAAGAUGAUGCAAGGCACAGUUUUGGGCACAGCGGAGGUUUCAUUUGCCCAUUUGUUCCACUGCUACCUAUUUGCUGCGUCUUGAUCAACGCCUACUUAUUAAUUAACCUUGGUGCUGCUACUUGGACCCGAGUAUCAAUAUGGCUAGGCAUAGGAGCGAUCGUCUACAUUUUCUACGGCCGCAGACACAGCUCGUUGCAAGAUGCCGUUUACGUCCCUGCAGCACACGUGGAUGAAAUCUACGAGAGCUCAUCCAACUCUCUGUCUUAAUGCAACACCAACACUGAGGCUGAAAAACCGUGUCGUUUUAUCAGCAAAAUCCCAGUCUAGCAUACACUUCCAUUUACGUUGUCUGGAGGCAUAUCUGGGCUUUCAGAUUGCCUGGACAAAGAAUAUAGCAUUGUGUGUUUUUGAGAUCUCAGAAACACAGCCAAACUGUGAUGAACUAUGAUGUCUUUAUUGUAAUAUAUAGUACUUGGCCAAGUUUUAGUUAAUAGCCAGACAGACGGACAAACAGUAGAAAGCAGAUGAAAAGCAUAGUAGUCUUUGUAUAUACGUACGGAUUGAUGGUUUUCAUUUCUUGAAUCUGCCCAUGAUUUGGGACUUGUAUGGACAUAAAUGUAAAUAGUGUGAAUUUGUUAUUGAAUUACUUCAGACCAACCACUUGGUGACAAGUUGGUUUUCUCCGAGACA